Falco peregrinus (peregrine falcon) is the source of this 1731-nucleotide messenger RNA. It is a transcript of the gene MSRB1, whose product is annotated as methionine sulfoxide reductase B1. The record is from RefSeq and is a predicted model, not a curated record. NCBI's taxonomy places the organism in Eukaryota, Metazoa, Chordata, Aves, Falconiformes, Falconidae. Gene Ontology annotation, molecular function: peptide-methionine (R)-S-oxide reductase activity. The transcript is spliced from 4 exons.
GGGGGCGGGGCGGGGCGGGGCGGGGCGGGGCCGGGCCGGGCCGGGCCGAGCCGAGCGGAACCGGGACGGGCGGCGGGCGCAGCCAUGUCGUUCUGCUCGUUCCUGGGGAGCGAGGUGUUCAAGGACCACUUCCAGCCGGGCAUCUACGUCUGCGCCAUGUGCGGCCACGAGCUGUUCUCCAGCCACGCCAAGUACGAGCACUCGUCCCCGUGGCCGGCCUUCACCCAGACCAUCCGCGAGGACAGCGUGGCCAAGUACGAGGAGCGCCCGGGGGCUCUGAAGGUGUCUUGCGGCAAGUGUGGCAACGGGCUCGGCCACGAAUUCCUCAACGAUGGGCCAAAGAGGGGCCAGUCCCGCUUCUGAAUAUUCAGCAGCUCGCUGAAGUUCCUCCCGAAAGGCAAAACAGGCAGGAACCUGACGGAGAAGUAAGCGAGCUGCUCUACUGACACGCUGCUCUUGGGCUGAUCCUGCAUUCACACCUCGGCGUGCAUCAGCAGUCAAGGGGGCACCACAAGCAAGAGGAACUCCAAAGAAGCUUCUGGUGUCCCUGGCCCGGUUCCCUCUUGGGGCUGCUGCGAUUUGGGGUUCUGGGGGGAGCAACGGGAGAGGCGAGGGGAAAAUGGAGCUGCUGAAGCUCUGUGCUUGCCGGCUGGCAGGUUGUAUAACCUGUGCCUGAGGGUGUUCCACACGAAUUGGGGUGAUGCAAAGGCUGCAGCUCUGCAUUUACCCACCCUUAGCCCCUCUGUUCUCCCCAGCAUCCUCGCCUCUACUGGCAGCACCUACUGCCAAGUCCUUUUGGUUCUGGCUGUUAAAAGCAGCCUGUGUGCCUGCAGUCGUGCCUCUGCUGGGCUCUGGGGUGGGUUGGCUGCUGCCUUCAGCCAGGGCAGGACACUCUGCAGAUACACAGCCAGGAGGGGCCCAGUGCUGAUGUGGCACCGAGGUGAUCUAGGGUCGCUCUGCUGGCACUUGCAGGGAGCAGUGCUGGAUUAGCCGAGGUCAGAGUCUGGGUUAAUCCCUGCUGCUAUUCUGGGCUGCGAUCAUGGUAUGAAUUGCCCUAUAUAAACCCUUCCAGGGUGCUAGGGCAAAGAUGAUUUUAUGAUCUCGCUAGAUAGCACACAGGUAUUUACCCUUUACACAUUUUGCACACAGUAGAGGCGGUUCUAGAUGUCCCCUGUCCUCUGGGCUUGAUUCUGGCUUGGCCUUACACCAGAUGUAUCACUGUGCUACAGACUCCAGCAGCACUAAUGGUUCUUCCUUGCUGUACCCUUGUGCAGGGGAGGCCAGAAUCGGGCUCAUGGGCUGCACUUUGCACAACUCAGGCUUUAGGAAUCACGUCUUCCUUCCCUCUCUGCUUGGAAGGGCUGCGACGCUGAUUUCUCCUUAAUUCAGCAUCUGAUUCGUUGCCUUCCCUCCCUGUCCCAGAGGUCAAAUCCUCCUCUGAAACCAAUACACAAGGUUUUUUGAAGACCACAGACCCUUGUGCUGACCCCUGGGUGCGGAGGUGCAGCUCUGGUGGAACACGUGGGUGGUUUGGGGGGCUGCACUGCUGGUGCUGUCAUGGGGCAGCUGUGCUCAGGGGCACGUUAGAGGCUUUUAUCUAUGUGCAUUUUGCCUCAGUCCUGCUGUUGGGAGGGCACCGAUAAAAAGUGCAAUGUGCCGGCUUGUUACCUGAAGCUCACUGCUGCUCUUGUACCUGUUCCAAUACUGAAAAUGAAGCACUGAUUCACUGUG